GUAUGGACCCCGACCAUCGGGAGCUCAAGGGCCGGCCACGGAUCAGCCCACAGACGGUAGCUUCAUGCACACAUUCACACACACACACACGCACACGUGUGUCAUUCUUUCUUGAUGUGUGUUUGCGUGUGUCAGAUGUUGGGCAUGUUGAAGGGCGAGUACGGUGACGUGGUGUCGGGCGGGUAUACGGUGCUGGACGCUCGAUGGACCGACGAGUAUGAAGGUAUGUGUAUAUGCCGCAUGGACAGACAGACACCCUCACACACAGACAGAGACAGAGACAGAGAGAGAGACCACAUGCGAAACGACGUGUCUGUGUGGUGUGUGUAUGCCAUUGAUUGCAUUGGCCAUGCAGGAGGGCACAUUGAGGGGGCCAUUCAUGCAUCGAGCAAGGAGACCGUCCGCGAUGCCCUCUGGGACCCCAAUGGCUGCCCCAAAUACGGACCACAACACGUAACCAACGCAGUCCAUCCAUCCAUCCAUCCAUCUGUGUGCAUCAACAAGACUGACUGAUGUGUUUACUCAAUGUCUGUCUUUACCUCAAUCAAUCAGGUCGUGGUACUGACUCUGACUCAGGAGAACUGGCUGAACCACAGAAAGACUUGUCUUUACUAAGUUUACUUGUCUUCUCUGUGUGGCUGGGUGGUGUGCAGAUCGCUGGCUACGUUUUAUAUUUCAUCGAUUCAUGACGACUCGUUCAACCGCACUGCCUUCUUUAGCCCUUUGCACAUCGAAGGUGAAAUGUCAAAGCAGACCAAUCGACCCCCGUGUACGUGUCUCAUGCCUGUGUGAAGGUGGAUCGCCGUCUGCAUCUUUCCAUCUCGCGCCCGGUCACACAGGUACGUAAGUGAGGGAUAAGGGAAGACUGCACAGCCACUUCGACGUGCAUCCUAGGCCUUCUCCAGCUCCCUCUUGAUUGGAUCGUUGACUUGGUGUCUGUCUCUGCCUGUCUGUCUGUCUGUCUAUCGUGCGUGUGCGCGUGUGCGCAGCUGAUGUAUGUCAAAAAGGGGAAAGCUGCCGAGCUCCCAACACAACAAGACUUCGUAAGCCAGGCCACAACAGAGAGAGACAUGACUGACCUGACCUCUCUUCUUGAUUCAUUUCCUGACAGGAUGGCAACACGGCGCUGCACACUGCAGCCCACUUCAACAACACAGCUUCUGUAGAGCAGCUACUGAAGUGGGGCCAGGAACAGGACCUGCCUCUCCUCAGAAUCAGCAACCAUGAGGUGCGCAUCAAUGCCUUGAAUGCCAUCCAUCCAUCCAUCCAUAUGCACAAACAUUGCUGUCUGUCGCGUGUAGGGAAAGACUCCAUGGGAUUGUGCUUUGGGCCACCCGCGCAUUAGGCAGCUGAUGAGGAAGUACAGAUAAUAGAUAGGUGCAGGCAGGCAGGCCAGCAGACAGACAGACGCCUGUAAUGGAUAAUAUCAGUUUCUGGGCGUUAGUUAGAUGAGACUUUUGGGACAGAU
This is a messenger RNA of Vitrella brassicaformis, 1468 nucleotides long. The record is from the annotation of a GenBank genome assembly. Lineage: Eukaryota; Vitrellaceae.